GCAAACGAAAAAGAAAGACAAGGCCUUGGUCUGGUAGUAGAAGUCAGAGGGUAAUGGCGGAGGAAAGAGGCGGUCGGCGUCUGAAGCCCGACAGCCUAGAGAAGUCCCUGCUCGCAGAGGAGGUGCGCAAGAAACGCUCAAAGCGAGACGAGGACAAAUCCAAGGUUACGCGGCUCGAGUCGAGGAUGCUCUACGGGAGCGAACAACGACGCCUGCAGAGGGGUGCAAUCCGCGCCCUUCGUGAAUGCAGCAAAGCAUCUGCCGGCCCCUCAUCUGCUAGUACUGCUGGUGCUUCAAAAGUAGGCAGAGAAUGGGAUAGGAUGCCCUUCUUCGACUUCAAGACGGCCCUCGCAGAUGAACAGACGCAGAAGGAUGAAACCGAUACACGGCAGAGAUUCGUGCUUGCUGCACAAGCGUCGGACGAUGUCCCUUCGACGUCGUCUUUGUCGAGUCAAGAGAGAGACGAGGGAAUCUCAGUCACCGUCUACCAGCCGUAUGUGUCAUCGGAGGAGGACGACGAUGAGGAGACAGAGCAUGACGUUUCCUCUUCUCGAAUCGACGCGACACUGAUUCGUCAAGAACGGAAGGCCAGGAGAAAAGCAGAGGCUCAGCAAAGAGCCGAAGCUGUCAUUGGCAUGCACGCUAACGACGACGAGAUGAAAGAUGAGGACUUAGUCCAUGUAAGGCCAAUCAUAUGGCGCGGUCGUAAGCAGAUCAACGACUACUUCACAGCGUCGAUUGACCGCUUCACCUGGAUGAAGCGUCCGCCAAAACGAUCAGAGGUACUGCUGGAGGGGUUAGAGCGAGAAGAUGGGGAUGGCCUUGAUUCAUGGCCGCAGGACUCCUGGAAAGAGCAAAGUCAUUGAGGAUAAUUUCAUUAUUGUACAGUACAUGAGCUCAAGGGGAAGCGAGAGAGAGAAGUAAAGUGAGCGCAAUCACGCCUUCUUUGGUCUGCGCUUGACCUCGUCGUCCUUUGUAGCAUGCAAGAAAAUCUUGUUGGGUGUGUUGGG
This is a messenger RNA of Acaromyces ingoldii, 1010 nucleotides long. RefSeq lists its product as hypothetical. The transcript is spliced from 2 exons. Lineage: Eukaryota; Fungi; Basidiomycota; Exobasidiomycetes; Exobasidiales; Cryptobasidiaceae. The coding region runs from base 54 to 866 and encodes 270 amino acids. The record is from RefSeq and is a predicted model, not a curated record.